GUAGCUGACAGAUAUGACCAGAUCAGAUUUGUUUUUAUUUUAACGAUCGGCACAAUCGAGAUUUGUCAUCUUCUUUUGUGCCUUUUUGCUCUUCACUCUCUAUGUGGCGCGUCCAUUUGUGUUACACAUCUCAUCAAAUGAACACCACACUUUAAGAACGAACAUUUGGGAAAAUGGAAGUGUCUGCAUCUGCUCCACCCCUCCCGUAAAGCUGGCAGACUACUGUAAAAGAGUAUAUAAGAGCCCUGCCUGUCACGCUGACUAUCACACAGGAGGAGGGUGUCAGAACGUACUGGGGAAGUCUGUUGGCUUGGAGCUACUGCAACUUUUACGCACGACUCUUGUCUCCAUGCCGCUGUUUUCCACUUGAAUAUAAGGGAUUGAUUUCCCCACCUGCCUUUGAGUGAUGGCUUUCACUAUGCUGAGACCCGUCUCCACGCAUCCUUUCUCUUACCCCGCGGACCUAACCUUGAUGUCGGACGACGAUGAAGGGAACCGCAGCGAGAGCGACGGCAGCAGCGAUCAGGGGUACGGCUGCUGCGGCACUACGGGAGAGAGUUACGGGCGGGAGUCCGGCGGAGUUGUGGUCGGACAGCGGAACGCUGCCAACGCCAGAGAGAGACAUCGGACCCAGAACGUCAAUACGGCCUUCACGGCGCUGCGGACGCUCAUCCCCACCGAGCCGGUGGACAGAAAACUCUCCAAAAUCGAGACGCUGCGCCUGGCAUCCAGCUAUAUUUCUCACCUGGCCAACGUGCUGGUGGUAGGAGACGGAAGAGAGGGCGAACAGCCGUGCCUGAGUGCUGUGUACAGAGAAGUGAAGGGGGGUGGGCAGGGCAAACAGCCCCGGACUAUCUGCACAUUCUGCCUGAGCAACCAACGCAAAGGGGUGAAGGACAGACGAGACUGUGUGAAAAUGCAUGGAAGCAGUGUGAGACAGCUAAGUCGACGAUGAAAAUGUCUAAACUGGAGCAGUGUGGGAUUUUUUUCUUCCUCCCAGCAGAUAUUCCUAGAGACUUGAAGCAUCUCAGCACUACAGCAGUCCUGAAGGGCUCCUCUUACUUUGUGAGGCCUUGUCUGCUUAUUUAGUGAGACAGGAGGAUUGCCAAGUGAACUACCUGUAUGUCUCCAGCAGUUGCCAGAAAUCCAGUACACAAAUUGUUACUGUUAGGGGUAUAGUGGAUUAUUCCAUAAAUAAUCUGAAAUUAUAACAUUAUGACAUACAAAGUGAGCAGCACUAAGAAGGUUACUUACAUACAUACAUUAGAUGAACAGAUCUUACACAUUAGGGAAACAGAAAUCCAUACUAACCCUAGAUCAAUAAUGGUGUUACACUUACAUACAGCACUUUGGAUCACUCACCUAAAGUGUGAUUACUAAUAGUUGGAAACUAUGAACCAAAACAAAACAAAAAAUGGAGAAUCCUUUAAAAUGCAGUUUAUUAAUGAGCACAUACAAUUCCCUUUUUAAAAUUACUAACAGAAUACAUUUUGAAAAUGUUUAAUCUAGUAAAAAUCUGUAACAUCCUAGAACUCUGUGUCCAAGAGUACUUUGUUUUGUACUUUGAACAUUUUCCGUACAAGUACAAUUCAUUUUGCAUACUCAGCAUUUACAGUGACUCAUAUCAAAUUGCACUUACAAUGAAACUGUUGACCCUUACCACAUUGAUGAUAAUAACCAGUGCUUUAACUAUUGAGUAGAAAAAGAUGCUGCUGAUUCAAAGAGUAGUCCAUCCAAAGUAACUUUAAGUUCCUGGAAAUAUCACAAAGAACAUAAUAAAAAUGUCAAGUAAUCCAUGAAAAUGUAAGUAUAAUUGCACAGUUUUUAAAUAUAAUUUGGGAUAAUUUAAAGAUAUAUUGGAAUACAUAAUUACAUGUAAUCUGUUAUACCACUGUUACCUGUCAACCUAAUUGACUGAUUGAUUAUUGCACGGAGGGAUAAAACAUAUUAUCAGUGUUGUUUACUGGUUCCAAUUUACAAAUAUGGGUUUUAUCAUGCACAAAUGUUACUAAUGUCAUUCCUUUUUGUGAUGAAAAACAAAAGAAAACAAACAAACAAACAAACAAAAACAAUGGUUUGAUCUGAUCUAAUGAACAUUCACAAACACUUUGGUGCUGGUCCUCAAGAUGUUUGUGUGAAGCUUUUCUCUCAAAUAGACCUAUGCACCUGAAUAGUUUCUGGAGUGUCAGAGGAGAUAUCUGAGAGGCAAUGUUUUUAUCUACAUGUUUUUAUCUACUUUGAGAUUAAAUUUAUUUUUAC
This is a messenger RNA of Oreochromis niloticus (Nile tilapia), 2259 nucleotides long. RefSeq names its product transcription factor 15. Gene Ontology annotation, biological process: regulation of transcription by RNA polymerase II; developmental process. Gene Ontology annotation, molecular function: protein dimerization activity; RNA polymerase II transcription regulatory region sequence-specific DNA binding; DNA-binding transcription factor activity, RNA polymerase II-specific. The transcript has 2 exons. NCBI's taxonomy places the organism in Eukaryota, Metazoa, Chordata, Actinopteri, Cichliformes, Cichlidae. The record is from RefSeq and is a predicted model, not a curated record. The coding region runs from base 407 to 955 and encodes 182 amino acids.